Messenger RNA from Anopheles marshallii, 1086 nucleotides. RefSeq lists its product as uncharacterized. The record is from RefSeq and is a predicted model, not a curated record. NCBI's taxonomy places the organism in Eukaryota, Metazoa, Arthropoda, Insecta, Diptera, Culicidae. Bases 1 to 1086 code for a protein of 361 amino acids. The transcript is spliced from 2 exons.
AUGGCUGCUAGAAACUGGAAGUGUUUGAUGCCUAUCUGGCAGAUGCUACUUGCGGUGAUGGUACUCUCCGGUCUGUACCAGGAUGCUGGUGCCUAUCCGUAUGCGGAUGAUUUCCCGUACCAAGUGCAUGGUCGUCCGGUGUCUGUGUCGUCCGGAACUGGUAGUAACGGUGUGAAGAAAUUGCUGAGUGGCACCACGAAGGGUGCGAGCGGUGAAGGUGGCAGUGAUGCGCGGGACCACCGUAAGGAGCACGCGUACGAUGAGGCGGGCAGCAUUGGGUCGGCGUCCGACGCGGUACGCUACCAUCAACUCGACAAUCAACUGGACGGCCACCGGGUGCUGGAUGCGAGCAAGGGCAGCACGGUGGACAAGGUGAAACAUUUGGCCGGGGAGAAUUUUGAGGCGGAUAAAUCACACAACCGGAAGCACAUCAAGUCUGGGUUUAGCAACUCGUAUCAUAAGGACGAGAGCGGCAGCAAGAGUUCGUACUAUGAAGAUUCGGACGAUCACGGUGGGAAGCAGGUGUAUGAUAACCGGCACAAUCAGCGCAACGAUUAUGCGGAUAAGCUGUACAGCCAGGAUCGGCGCAACGACUAUCUGCGGGACCAUUACGAUGAUCGUGCGUCUGGUAGUGAGCUGCUCGGUGCACACAACUAUCGACGCGUUGGUGCGCACGAUCGCGGUAACAAUUAUGGACAUCGCGACGGAUACGCACACAACGAUCACAAUGAUCAGCACUACGGUACGGCCUCCUACGGUGGGUACGACUACUAUCAACCGGGUGCCAACUAUCACCACUACGACGAUCUGUACCGUAGACGAUCGUAUUACAAUCCACGGCCAACGUUUGCUACCGCACCGUUGCAACCGGCACCGAUCACGAUUUACGAAGACCCGCGCGACUACGCACCAUACCCGGUCGCACCGUAUCCGGUGCGUGAGGUACGCGACGGAUCGGCCGUACUGAGUAGAGACGAACACUACAACCCAGACCCGGCCAGCUCAUUCGGUCAACGUCGACGACUCAUCUACAGACCCAGCCCAGCUGCACCAUUGGCAAUGCCGCACGGUUACGGACGUUAUUGA